UUAUUUUUAUGCUAGUACCAAAAUUAGUAGUCUAGUCAUAAUAUAAUAGUAAUUCUAAUUUUUGAGUACUUUUGAGUAUUUAGCUGAUCUUCCGUUUUGUCUACAUAAGCCAAUCAGAGUGCGGCAUUUAGUCGCGCGAUGUUUUGAAUACGUCACUUUAACUGUCAGCUGUCAACAAGUUUGUAAAUACCCGCAGUCAAGUUUUUGUUUGAGGUAAUAAUAUCUCUAGUGGUUAUUUAAUUUCCCCGAGGCAGGCUCCGUCCAGACAAUGGCGAUAGAUGUUUGUAUAAUCGGACAUUCGUUUAUUCGCCGUUCGAACGACUCUCACGAUCUACGGAAUUUCUGAAUUUCCUCAAACCUCACACUGUGUGUUUCAUCCGUGAAAAUGACUUGUGCCAUGCGGAUCCACGAAAAGUCACUAUUGACAUUUUGUCAUAUGCGGAAUACCUCAAUGAGGGGGUUGACUGUGAAUAAGCAGCUCAAGUCAGAGACUGAAAAGCUUCAUGGAAUUCAUUUUUGGUCUCAUCGUGGUUUCUGGGCGGACCUGACCUACCUGGGGAGAGAUGGGGUCAACAUUGAAUCUGGUUCUCGCCACAUGAAGAAAUACCAUCACAACAUUAGAAUAGCUGUCCAGUUCAACAUUCAAGAUAAGCAGCGUUACCAUGCCAAAACGCAAACAUCCUGUGGAGACAAGUGAAGGUACUAGAGCAAAACAUAAACCUCAGGCUGAAGCAAUUGAUUACCAAAGACUUGCGCAAGAAAUUGUUAAAUUGCAAAAACCAAACUCUGGUGCAUCAAGCAGUACAGUGGUACCCCUAGAAAAUGCUGCAUCUGCUACAUAUGCAAACACCGUCAAUGAGUUACCUGCACCAACGACUGCUUCUUCGUCUAUGCAAGAUAACCCUAUAUUGUCAGUAGUAUCUCAACUUUUAGAAAACACAGGUGAGCCAGUAGGCACAAACAAAGGUUUCUUCAAUUCUGAUAAUCUUAUCUCUGUAACAGAAGGUAUUCCUCUUGGUGCAACAAUUCCACAAAAGAUAAAGGCAAAAAUUUGGUCGAAUGAAUUGUUUAAUUUAAAAGUAUUAUUGUCCCACCAAGACGAAGAACCUCUUACGUUGUGCAUUACUCCAGGGGUCAUUAAUUUUCAGCAAAGUUUAAAAUCAAAAACCCCCAUGUUCAUCAGUCAGUGGACUGAUGCCUUUCUUAUCUUUAUUAACAUUAGAAUUCAGAAACACCCACCAGAAACUCCCCAUUUAUUAAAAUACAUGAGCUUUAUUAGAGAAAUGCAAAGACUGCAUGGGGAUGUUGCUUGGAGAACAUAUGACGAAUCUUUCAGAAAGCUUAGGGCGUCUUUGGCUGUAGAUUGGCAAAAACCUAUUGAGGAAUUAAGAGGUAAAUGUAUUGCCAUGUCCAACAUUUGCAGUGAAAAAUCUUACUAAUAUUAUUGAUUUUGUUGGUUUGAACCCUGCUCUAUACAAGGGUCACAGCUUCAGGAUAGGGGCAAACACUCAUGCAGUACAUUUGGGUUAUUCUGAAAACUGCAUUCAUUAAGUAGGAAGAUGAAAAUCUGAUGCUAUUCGCAGAUACAUAUGUCUGUCAAUCUUUACAUUUUAAAUAUGUAUAACAAAUGCUAUGUAUAUAAAUUUUUCUUGGAAGAUUUUCACAGUUCAGAAGUUAACUGCUGUGUAUUACAGAGGGUUCCGCUUAAUCUGAUAGUCUGUAUAAUUGUAUCUAUUAUGCAUUGUUUGUGUUUUUAAUUCAAUGUAUAGAUUAGUUGUAUUUCAAAAAUUCAGUUCUCAUCACAAUUCCCUAUCAUUUGUCUUAUAUUGGACAUUAUUUAAAG
This is a messenger RNA of Magallana angulata, 1843 nucleotides long. RefSeq lists its product as uncharacterized. The record is from RefSeq and is a predicted model, not a curated record. Bases 663 to 1439 code for a protein of 258 amino acids. Lineage: Eukaryota; Metazoa; Mollusca; Bivalvia; Ostreida; Ostreidae. The transcript is spliced from 2 exons.